AUGGCCCUUUCGUACGUGCAGCCCUUCGGCUACAGUAGCGAGUCCUGCGGGUACUGCAAAGAUGUAUCGAGUGGUCAGAGAAGGCCCAAUUCUCGAGCCAGCUAUUACUUUUCGUCAAAAAGCCUGUCAGUAGACGUAUAUCAAAGCUUGGUUGAUCGCGGAUGGAGACGGUCAGGCACGAUCUUCUACAAGCCUGACGUCCUGCGUCACUGUUGUCCCCACUACACGAUCCGACUGCCUGCAGCCGAGUUGAAGCCAUCGAAAGACCAGCGCCGCACAGUCAACAAAUGGAACGAUUUCGUAUUGGGUGAAGACUACAAGAAGGGAGCUGCAAAACUUCACCCUGUGUCGAAAGAAGAAAAGGCGCGCCUCAAGAACGCAUUUGACCUUCUCCUAGAAGUCCAUAAAGCUGAUCUCGACAAUGUCAAGCAGCCACCAGAGCCUGCACACCGAUUCGAGGUGACGCUUGAGCCGGCCGACUUCACUACCGAGAAGUUCGAAUUGUUUCGCGACUACCAGUCGCAUGUCCACAAAGAAAAGCCGAAUGAAAUAUCGCAGUCAGGCUUCAAACGCUUCCUAUGUACCUCGCCGCUGCAACGCGUCGCUCGACAGAUCGAUGGGAAGUCUCAGAAACUUGGCUCCUACCAUCAAUGCUAUCGUUUAGAUGGUCGACUGAUUGCUAUGGGUGUGCUUGAUUUGCUGCCCCACUGUGUCAGUGGUGUGUACAUGCUAUAUCACUCCGACUACGAGAAGUGGCAGUUUGGUAAGUUGAGUGCGUUGAGAGAGGCUGCUCUAGCAAUUGAAGGUGGCUAUCAGUAUUAUUACAUGGGCUACUACAUUCAUACCUGUACGAAAAUGCGUUACAAGGGUGACUACAAGCCUCAGUACGUCCUGGACCCAGAAUCAUACGAGUGGAAUCCCUUGGAUGGCGAGUUGAAAAGCUUGUUGGAUCACAAAAGAUACGUUUCCAUGUCAAGGGAGCGUCAGAAGACAGACUCGGUGAAUUCUACCAAGGUCGAGGGCGAUGACACGGCUCAAAUCGACGAGGUCGACCUCUCAGAUUAUCUUCUGCCCAAAGCCGCCGAAGCUGGCGAUGCAGUACAGGGUGGCAUGUCACUGUUUGAAUUGAAGGUUCCUGGGGUUAUGACAGAAGAUGAGUUGUUAAGUACUUUGGAUCUUGGAUCAACGCCAAUCCGAGUGAGAGGUCGCCUGGCCGAAGCUCGACAUCUCGUUUCAUGGGACUAUGGAGGUAUACGUCAGCCGCACUCGAUCAAGGGCAUCAUUGGCGAGCUAGUAGCAUGUUUGGGGCCUGAAGCCGCGUCACAGGUCGUGGUGGAUCUGGGUUGA
Molecule: messenger RNA, 1347 nt
Organism: Ascochyta rabiei
Lineage: Eukaryota; Fungi; Ascomycota; Dothideomycetes; Pleosporales; Didymellaceae
Product: Arginyltransferase
Exons: 6
Coding region: 1-1347 (448 amino acids)
Biological process (GO): protein arginylation
Cellular component (GO): cytoplasm
Molecular function (GO): arginyl-tRNA--protein transferase activity
Source: RefSeq, a predicted model, not a curated record